AUGAAAGAGAUCCACAGCGAUAACGGAACCGCUUUUAAGGGAGCGGCGAAUGAACUCAACCGAAUUCACCGAAUGCUGAAAUCUGACCAGGAAGGGCGGAAACAAAUACUUGACUGGUGUGCAGAAAAUGAAAUAAUUUGGCGAUUCAUUCCUCCACGGGCUCCCCACUUCGGAGGACUGUGGGAAGCAGCCGUGAAAUCAGCCAAGAAGCAUUUGUUGCGAGAAAUUGGUAAAACCAGCGUCAGUUUCGAAGAUAUGGUAACAUUACUCGCGCAAAUAGAAAUGUGUCUGAACUCGAGACCAUUAGUACCAAUCCCAACAGAUCCAUCUGAUUUGGAGGUACUUACUCCAGGACAUUUCCUGGUUGGGACCAAUAUGCAGGCAAUUCCGGAUAUAAACGUCAAGGAUGUUCCAGACAAUCGCCUGACACACUGGGAGUUGACUCAGAAACGAUUCCAGCAGAUCUGGUCUAGAUGGUAUCCCGAAUACCUCCAACAACUGCAAACCCGAGCUUCGAAAGGAUGCAAUCCUCCAAUCCAAAUUGAAGUUGGACGUGUCGUACUGCUUAAGGACGAAAAUUUGUCACCCAUCCAAUGGCCGCUUGCGAGAAUCACCAAGGUUCAUCCUGGUAAGGAUGGAAUCACUCGAGUUGUCACCUUAAGGACAGCAACUGUGGAUGCCGUAUUGAGACCUGUCGCUAAAAUCGCCUUAUUGCCGUUAUCUGAACCCUACAAUACAGUGGUUCCAGCAUCGAGUUCCAGCGAAAGAUCCGGGUAG
Messenger RNA from Toxorhynchites rutilus septentrionalis, 777 nucleotides. RefSeq lists its product as uncharacterized. NCBI's taxonomy places the organism in Eukaryota, Metazoa, Arthropoda, Insecta, Diptera, Culicidae. The record is from RefSeq and is a predicted model, not a curated record. The transcript has a single exon. Gene Ontology annotation, molecular function: nucleic acid binding. Bases 1 to 777 code for a protein of 258 amino acids. Gene Ontology annotation, biological process: DNA integration.